CUCUAUUUUGAGAAACACCAUUUGUGAAUGGGAAAGCACGUGGGCUUACUACGCCCACGUGCUUCGGGCAAUUCUCAUUGAAUGAAACAUUUAAUUGUAGUGAUACAUUUACACGCCUGUAAGAAAUUAGAUGACGAUAAGAUCAAACACCUGAAAAAUUUCCCAAAUUGUCCUGAUUUAAAAGGACUCUUACAGAUCUAAAAUUUAUUAUUCAGAAAGAUUCGAAACAAGGAAACAUGAUGUACUUCAGGGGAUUUAUCUUGAUAUGCUUGGCUAGUUUAGUUGCAUGUGACGUAGCCUGUUAUCGUGAAAAUACAGAGAAGUGUCAAAAAGAAUGGAGUGAAAAACAUCAGGAGGAGAUGCACUCAUUUUGCCCAUCUGCACCAAAUAUGACUGCGUGCAUGGUUAAAUCUGCUUCCCAGUGUCAAACUGGUUUUGAGGAUGAAGCUGCACAAGCACUUCUAGUACAAGUGUUAAUAUGUAAUCCCCUUCAUGAUUACAACAAAGCUGUAAUGGAGGACAAAAAUUGUAGCUUUGACACUCUUAUUGCUUCAAGAACUUGUGAUAUGCAAAAAGAAGGUGGUUUAUGCAA
Molecule: messenger RNA, 592 nt
Organism: Parasteatoda tepidariorum (common house spider)
Lineage: Eukaryota; Metazoa; Arthropoda; Arachnida; Araneae; Theridiidae
Source: RefSeq, a predicted model, not a curated record